GCAUUUUCACAUGUGAUACUAAGAAGCACCUCUUUCAUCAAGCUUUUUCGUGCCAUGCAUAUAAAUCCGCCUAAGUAGGGCAGUGAAUUCAGAAAAGAGGCACGGCCUGCACUCCACAACCAUUGCAAGUUUUACAGAGUGAAAACACCUUUGGCUGCUCCAGCCCUAGUGGGGGGCAGGAAUGUAGGAAGCUGGGACAAGAGGCCUCCUUGUUGCUGAGCUGGUGAAAGAGAGUUCAGUUCCAGCCUCUGCAUCUUUAAAACCGUCAGACACACACACACACACAUCCAGACUGCCUAUGCACCCUGCAGCCUUAAAAUAACCCUGAUCGCCUGGAUGAAGAGCGGCAACAGGUGCUCCACAUAGUUGCCAAGGCCGCUGGAGUGGGGGUGAGGUAGCCUGCUGUUCCAUCCCCUGCCUCACCCUGUCAAGCUGGGGCAUUGGGUGGAGAGGUAGGGGUGGGGUGAGAGUGGUUGAGAAACUUUUCAGCACGGCUAGCCAGCAGUGCAGUGACCUAGAUAAGACCCAGGAGAGAGCUGUGAGAAGCCCUCAAAGAAGACCAGGCUUAAAGCUUCGAGGGGGUUACCGUUAGGAUCAGGCUAGCUACUUCUCAGGCAAAAUAGAUCCCCUAAAAAACCCUGGGGCAAGGAAAGGGGCGAUGAUGUGGCCUAAUUUUUUCCUUCAGGAUGAGGAGCAGCGCAUGGCCAUGCGCGGGCGGGCAGGGGGGAAGCGGCGCAAGGUGCUGACAGAUGAGCAAGAGGGCAAGAUCAAGCUGGCCUUUUUCGUGGCCAUCGUGGGGAUGACCCUGACAGUGCUGGCUGUGGGCACAGAAUUCUGGGUGGAACUCAACACCUACAAGCAGAACCACACGGACGUCUGUGAAGCGGUCCACUUCGGCCUCUGGAAAUUUUGCCACAAGAAACUCUGGGUGGAAGAAAUAGAGAAAGAGCGAGUGACCUGUGGUCCUGCGGAGCUGCCUGGAGAAGCCAACUGUUCUUAUUUCAAAUUCUUCACCACCGGGGAAAAUGCCCACAUCUUCCAGAGAACUACGAAAAAAGAACUGAACAUCACGGCUGCCGUUGUGUCUCUUCUCAGUGUCACCCUCAUGGCCAUGGGAUCUCUCUGCAUCAUAAUGGCUCUGAGCAAAGAAGUCGAAUUCCUCCUGAAACCAGCAUCCAUAUUCUUUAUUAUAUCAGGCGUUAUGGUGCUAGUCUGUCUGGAAGUGUUCCGGCACUCAGUACGGUCCCUUAUCACCUCCAACGAGAGCAUCCCACUGGAGUAUGAAUAUUCCUGGUCUGUAGCUUGUGCAUUGGCAGCUGGGUCGAUCCUGAUCUUUGGCGGAGGCUGUUUUAUCCUAUUGUCCAUCCCAAGCUUGACCAAAAAGCCAUGGGAGUACUGCAUCAAAGGCAGAAACAACAGCAACGGUAACACUUCCUAGAAACCAUGUGGGAGUGCAUCCCAGAAUAUCUCUUUUUUUCAUUCUGUAACACACACACACACAACACAAACACACCACAUUCAUACCUCCACCCACUACUAGGGGGCAGAAAGAACCGACCUUCCACCUCCUACGCUUCUGCCCUCUUUCUCCAUCUGGACUCAGUUUUCUUUUCCUGUUUUGUGACUUGUAAAUAGAACCUCUAGUGCUUGUUUUGUUUUAGAUUGGGUGUGGGGUGGGGAGGGAGGGAAAGUAAGGAAAUGGGUUCUGUUUGUGAAUGAAGAGACAGCUGUGUUAAUGAACUGAGAAAUUACAGGGGGAGGGAGGAUAAAGGGCUGCAGUUAUAACCCAGUUUUUAUAAAUGGCUAUUUUUAGCUCAA
Molecule: messenger RNA, 1818 nt
Organism: Hemicordylus capensis (graceful crag lizard)
Lineage: Eukaryota; Metazoa; Chordata; Lepidosauria; Squamata; Cordylidae
Gene: CACNG6
Product: calcium voltage-gated channel auxiliary subunit gamma 6
Exons: 4
Coding region: 659-1438 (259 amino acids)
Biological process (GO): regulation of calcium ion transmembrane transport via high voltage-gated calcium channel; calcium ion transmembrane transport
Cellular component (GO): membrane; L-type voltage-gated calcium channel complex
Molecular function (GO): calcium channel regulator activity; voltage-gated calcium channel activity
Source: RefSeq, a predicted model, not a curated record